This is a messenger RNA of Dromiciops gliroides (monito del monte), 4808 nucleotides long. RefSeq names its product spire type actin nucleation factor 2 (gene SPIRE2). Gene Ontology annotation, cellular component: cytoplasmic vesicle membrane; cell cortex. Gene Ontology annotation, biological process: establishment of meiotic spindle localization; actin filament polymerization; actin nucleation. The record is from RefSeq and is a predicted model, not a curated record. Gene Ontology annotation, molecular function: actin binding. The transcript has 15 exons. NCBI's taxonomy places the organism in Eukaryota, Metazoa, Chordata, Mammalia, Microbiotheria, Microbiotheriidae. The coding region runs from base 256 to 2493 and encodes 745 amino acids.
CACACACACACACACACACUCACGCCCCCUCCCUUACCUGAAGCUCCAGCAAUAGGCUGCUGUCUCGGCUCCUCUGGUUUGUACUGGCUCUUUUUAGGGCGGGGCGAGGCUGGAGGAUGACAAAGCAAAGAAGAGCUACCCGUGAACCACCUCCGCCUCCGCCUCCCCCGCUGCCUCCUCCUGGGCUGCGUCUACUGCCCAGAGCGGCUGUUAUGGAAACCAGCCUGGCUCGCAAAAGGCGAUAAUGGAGCAGCCAUGGCUAGGGCCAGCAGCAGCGGUGGCGGCGGCGGCGGCGGCGGCAGCUCAGCCCCACCAGAGCGGGCAGGGGUCUCUGACCGUCUGGACCCCUGGGAGCUGUCCCUGGAGGAGGUGCUGAAGUCUUAUGAACAGCCGAUUAAUGAAGAGCAGGCAUGGGCCGUGUGUUACCAGUGUUGUCGCGGGCUGCUCGGGGCAGAGCCCGGAGGGGGCAGGAUCCGGGACACAGCCGACAUCCUCCUUCACAAGGAUGGGACGGUCAGCGCACAGCUGGAGCCUGGCUCAGCUGACCCUUCAACCAUGGUGGUGCCACCACCCAACACAGAAGCCCAGAUGGUCCAGUCUCUGGGUUUUGCCAUCUAUCGAGCUCUGGACUGGGGGCUGGAUGAGAGUGAAGAGCGGGAGCUCAGUCCCCAGUUAGAGCAGCUCAUUGAUCUAAUGGCCAACAGUGAUUCUGAAGACAGUGGUUGUGGGGCUGCCGAUGAGGGCUACAGCGGGCAAGAUGAAGAAGAGGAAUCCAGCGAGGGCACCCGACGAUACGUACGCACGUAUUCCCAAGUCAUGACGCUGUGUGCUUCCCGCCUGACAGACCCCAGAGAGGCUCAACCUCACUAUCAGGCUGUGUGCCGGGCCCUUUUUGUGGAGACCGUAGAGCUGAAGGCCUUUCUCACCAAAAUCCAGGAGGCCAAAGAGAUGCUCCUCAGACUUCGGGAGGAUGAGUCUCAGGCAGAGAAGCCACAAGCUGACCUUGACAACCUUCGGCACAAAGACUGGGCCCGGCUCUGGGUGCAGCUGAUGCGGGAGUUGCGUCAUGGUGUGAAACUCAAGAAGGUACAAGAGAAGCAGUUCAACCCCCUACCCACCGAAUACCAGCUGACCCCCUUUGAGAUGUUGAUGCAGGAUAUCCGAGCACGCAACUACAAGCUACGAAAGGUCAUGGUUGACGGUGACAUCCCUCCCAGAGUGAAGAAAGAUGCCCAUGAGCUCAUUCUGGAUUUUAUCCGUUCCCGGCCUCCACUAAAGCAGGUGUCAGAAAGAAGACUUCGGCCCUUGCCCCAGAAGCAACGAACCCUCCACGAGAAGAUCUUGGAGGAAAUUAAGCAAGAGAGGAAGCUGCGGCCUGUGCAAGGCCCACACUGGAACUCUAAAGGUUUUGGGUCCCUGCCCUGCAUCCUCAAUGCCUGCUCCAAUGAUGUGAAGUCUACUUCCUGCAUAAACCUGUCCCUCUCUGGUGCUGGGAGCACCCCUCAGCGCCCACCACGGCCACGAGUCCUGCUGAAGGCCCCUACUUUGGCAGAAAUGGAAGAGAUGAACAUUUCUGAGGAGGAAGAAUCUCCAAGUGGGGAGAUGAAUAGGAUGAGCGGCUCCCUGCUGCCCCUGAAGCGCGACCGCUCCUUCUCCGAACAUGACUUGGCCCAGCUCCAGAGCGAGAUGGCCAUGGGCCUGCAGCCGGACACUAAGCACCUGGGAGGGCAGGAGCUGGAAGCCCGACCCCGCUCAGGCAGCAUGCACACGUGGAGGCCUGAUACCACAGACCUCGGAUCAUUUCCCCACACCUACCAAGCCCUUAAGGAAUCCAGUUCUCCUGCCCACAGCUCCCUGGGCUCUGUAGAGGAAAGACCAGAGGGCAGUUCAGCACUGGACAGUCACUCAAAACACCUGUGGCUGGAAUUCAGCCAUCCAGUGGAGAGCCUAGCUUUGACUGUGGAAGAGGUGAUCAAUGUGCGCAGGGUGCUGGUAAAGGCUGAGAUGGAGAAGUUCUUGCAGAACAAAGAACUUUAUAACAGCCUGAAGAAAGGAAAGAUAUGUUGCUGUUGUAGAACCAAGUUCCCUCUGUUCUCCUGGCCAGCUACCUGUCUCUUUUGUAAAAGAGCUGUCUGCACUUCCUGUAGCAUAAAGAUAAAGAUGCCUUCUAAGAAGUUUGCACACAUUCCCGUUUACACUUUGGGCUUUGAGAGCCCUCAAAAGGCUGUGACUGCCAAAGCCAUGCUGACCCGGAGGAGAGAUGUCUUCCAGUCCCUGCAGGGGACAAAAUGGCGCAGUGUGGAAGAAGAAUUCCCUCACAUCUAUGCCCAUGGCUGCAUCCUAAAGGAUGUCUGCAGUGACUGUACUAGCUUUGUAGUGGACGUGGUCAGUUCCAGCCGGAAGAGUGUGGAUGUCCUCAACACCACGCCCCGAAGGGCCCGACAGACGCAGUCCCUCUACAUCCCUAACACCAGGACUGCCUGGGACAAGUGAAGGACCUUCUGUGUUCCCCCUCACCCCCCUAGCCCCACCUUACUCAGUCUCUCCAUCCUGGUGACUAACAGGCCUGAGCAUUCCUCCUGGGCACCAUGAUGAUGGUGAUGAUAAUGAUGGAUGAGAGGCAUGUCUCUCCAAUACUGCUCUGCUCUAGUCAUCAAGCUUUCAGUGGUACUUUCUGGGGCCCAAAUCCAUCUCUGGGGUCAAACUGGAAUGGAGUCCAGUCAUAAAAAACCAUGCCUGUAGCCCUCCCCCCUCAGCACAGCUCCCCGACUUAGCACCACCUCUCAGGUGAAUGAAUCACCCUCUGAGUUGUGCAUGUAUAUAUAUACAUAUAUAGAUACAUUUAUAUAAUAUAUUCACAGUCUAUAUAUUUAUAUACAUUGUUUACUGGGACCUAAGAGUCCUUUGGGGGUCAGGGCUCACACAGAGGCACUUGGGUUCCCAGGCAUCUCCAUGGUAGAGGCUUGCUCGGGGACUCUUCUGAAGGUUCAUGAGAAAGGACAAGGCCCUCUCGAUAUUAGUGGGCAGAAAAGUCUGCAAAGGUAAAUUUGAAGGAAAGAAGGAGAAAUGGACUUUCUUGAGUCUGGGUUGGGAAGGGAGGAUUAGUCAGGGAGAAGAGCAGAAAAACCGAAGCUGAGAUUUCUGGCUACUCUUUGAUUCUUUGCUGUUUCCUCGGUUUCCUUUUUCUCACCAUUGGCAUUGAGGUUAAGGAAAGGAGGAAAUGGUUUCUGUUCCCUAAAUGAAAGUCCUGGACUCAUUUUCCUUCUGUCCUGUGGUGGAUUAAGCCCAUCUGCCUCUUCCUAUUUUGGCUUAAAUCUUAUCUUUAGAGGAUAAAGGACCCUAGUGGAGUGAUGGAUGAAGUUCCAUCAGGAACAUAUAGCUCAGUUGAGAUUCCUUCCUAUGUGAAGCUGAAUGAGCAGUCCCUGGUUCCAGUAGUCUAGCAGGUCUUGACUUUUUCAGGGCUAUAUUGGGGGGGGGAUAGGGACAUUGAGGUGUACAGAAAAGACUUGGGGCAAAGGAAAGAGUAGGUAAUACUUGAUUCCAUGACACUCUACUUGUGCCUCCUCUCAUCCACUUUCAUACCCAUCUCUCCUGCUCAGGAAGCUUCCAGAACUUCUUUAAGAAGGCUCUCUCCCUGAUCAACUUCCCUUUCUUCUGCCCAAAGUAGGGAAGGAUGACAGGGCAGCAAAAAAUAAAAUGACCAUAGGAAGCUGGGACGUCCAAUCAUCCACAGUGCUAGAAUCAGAAUAGUUCCUUUGUCUCUUCACAUAUCUACAUAUUCGUGGCUCAAAAAAAAUGAAGCCUUAUUUAUCAUAACUCUCAUUUUGCUUCUUUCCCUUCCACUCAGGCUCUCUUACAUGUCUCACACCUUCCUCUCAUCUGUCUGCCCCUGAUUGCCACCAAAAUCUACCCUCCCUCUCCUCUUGCUCUUACCCUUCACUGCCAUACAGUAGGAGGGAUGCAUUGAUAGUCCUUAAGCUUCUAUCAGUCACUGUGGCUGCACACAUAAAGCAGAGGCAGCAGCCUCCCCCACCCCCAGCCCUGCCCCAGCUCCUUCUACAGCGAUCUGGGACAAGUGUUUCUGGGAGAGAAUAUCACGGUAGGAAAGUUGGGAUGGAUGAAUCUAUUGGCUGUGGCUGCAUUACCUCUUGGCCUCUUCUUCCCUUUCAAUCUGGCCACCUGAUGGUCCAGAAGAGCUACAGUGUUGCUCCAAGGUCAUGCUGUCUUCCAGGCAUCUGACGCUUCUGUCUUUUGGACAAAGGAAUGAGUAUCCACCCUUAACCCAAGCUAGAUGUCAGUUUCCUGACAAGACUUCAGGGUUUGGUCAGUGUACCCCAGGAAGAUUUAGUCGGAUGCCCAUCUCUGCAUGUUUAACCCAUAGUUCAGCCCCGAUAUGAGGGGAAAUUCUCAAGAGCUUCCCAGGGAAGCAUUUUUAGGGCCAAUCCCAGACCUUGGGAUUUAUCAGGAGAAACUGAACUGAGAUACUAAAGCUCUAUUAAUGUCUACCUGAAAAGUCUGCAUUUUAAAUCAAGGGGCACUUCCAUCUCUCCUUUCUUGGGCCAUAAACUUCCCAUCUAUCCUGUGUACUUACCUCUCCUGUCUCCUCCCCCUCAUCCCUCUGGCCCUCCACCACAUAAAGAGUCACACGUGAACAUCAGUGUCUAUGCAGUGCCCAGCGUGGUGAGUGCCGGAUCCCCGGCAGGACCCUCAAAGCCACAGGGCAGUGCAAAAGGAAUAUACUGUAAAGACUGAUCCCUUGGGAUCCUCCCCUCUGUAUAUAUGAUUUUCCCCAGUGUAAUAAAGUUUUA